CUAGCCUUUCGCUUCCCUUAAUCCCUUCAUAAACGCAAUUCUCAUUCUCACCCUGUUCUUUUUUUGAGCAUACAAUGUCGCUUGGGAGGACAACCGGUGUUGUGCCAAUCAAUCCGGAAGACUACGUUCGAAAUGCAGCACAGCUAGAGAUCAUGCAGCAAACCUUAGAUCAGUGGAAGAAUGCAAAUGACAUGGGGCUCGCCAACUAUGAGCAGAUGGAACGCGAGCUACAACACAAGCUCGAGUCAGAAGAAUGGGCCGCGAAUCAGACCAGACAGCGACUUUUGGAACUAAGAAGCAGGAACAAUGUUUUGGCUUUGCCAAGCAGCGCACAAGCAACGGCUUUGCAACCGGCUGUUUCAAGUUCUGCUAGGAUCGAGGAAAUCCCUUCCGCCAACAAUGCACCAAGACGUAACUGGUCUCAUAACGUCCCCACUGCAGGACCUUCGCUGGCAGGCUCAGUCAAUCAAGUCGAAAUUGGUCGGAACCCCUAUCAACACCUUGCGCAUCCGCAAAGCUUCUACUACUCGAAUGCAAUACCGCAGUCUCAAUCACACACACAACAAAACCAUUCGCAAGCUACUCAGACUCACUUCCAGGUCCCUCCAGUAGCCACUCACUUCCAGGGUGUCAGAAGGGCUCAAGCACAAACUAUGAAUCCACCGAACAACGUCAUCGUUCAACCCAUCCCGCAAGCUCCUCCGCCCUCAUUGAGCAAUAUUAUACAGCAACCUAUCUCGCCGGUCUCUCAGCCUGCCCCCCAAGUCCCUCGACCCUCGAGCGAUGUCAUUCAGCAACAUGUCCCGCAAGUCCCUCAGAACACAAACCCGUUCCCCAAAGUCGCCUACCAGACCCCCAACAAGAACCCUGCGUUACUGGCCACUAAUCCUCUCGUCAAAUUCCCUGACCACACUGCAAACGUCAUAUCAAGCUCUCCCCAUCCCUCGUCUAUCGCCAGCAAGAGUGCUGCUGUCCCAGUGUCCCAAACGCUCUCAGAAACCCGCUCCACUCACUUAGCCUCGACCCAGGUAAAACAUUUUCUCUGGCUUCAGGACUGCGUUCUAAAACACUCAAAGAAGCCAAAUACCAAGAUUGAUUCAUUUCGAAAGCGUGUCAGUGAAUGGGCUAAAUGCGCUCCAGAGAGGGCUUUCUGCUCAACGCGUAUCAAUGGAAUUGAGCUCUAUCCGUAUAAAGAAGCCACGAGUAAAAAUGUGGGGGUUCUGUUUCGUGACCCCAAAACCUCUCAGUAUCGGGACAUCACAUCCAUCGAAUUAGAGGACAUUUUGGAGGGCAGGUAUCUACCUACACGUACCCCACAGUCUACCAACAUAUCUCAACCGCAAAGUGCCACCACCUCAGCACAGUCGUCAUCUACUUCCAUGAUUUCUGCUCCAAAUACCCCCAUAGCCAACGGUGCCACGCAAAAGCUACCGGUACAACCUGACACUCCGCAACGCACCCCAGCACAGGCGAAUAAAGCAACCAUAGCACGGGACGUCUUGCGUGUAUUAGGUAGACCUUCUGGGGUUCUCCCCCCACUCAACCUAAAGCCACAAAACAAGGCUCCGGCUCCAAAACAACUUGUGCUGAAGCCGACGCCUCCAAUGUCCCAUGGACCUUCAGAUGCAUCUCAAACAAUCGCCGCCGCGGUACAGCCAGCUGAUGGAGGUUCUACGGCGUGUAUGGGAGAAUCUCACACCCCACCCUCAACGCGUCGAGCUUCCAAUGCACAUAAUGUGGAAGAAAUGCAGGCAUCAGUUCCAGGUCAGAAAGAUAUGGAUAUAAUUGUUCUCGAUUCAUCAGGAUCGCCGGCCGGACAUGGCAAUGGAACUGGUGAAGUUGUUGGCAGCGAAGAUUCCGAACCUAACAAACCAGCCGAAAACCGCAACGAAAAAGAAAAACCGGAAGAAACCGUCCAAAAUCAGCCUGUAGCCAGCGGAUCAUCCAAGCCGCUAGACGACUUGGUUUCGCAGAAUCAUGAUAUGCCGUUUCGGCCAAAAACACCAUUAUUUUUACCCUCCCCGGAACCUGCCUCGCUAGAUGUACCGUCUCUAGAGUCCACGAAGUUCAAGAACCCAAGGAUCCGUAAAACCCUCGAUUAUGUGGAGAUACCCCCAGCACCGGAGUAUGUUAAAGACGACCGGGAACGACUUAGACGAUCAAAGCGGCAGAAAGCAGGGAAUUUUCGGGACGAUCUGUUCGAUGAAGAUCACGAGGCUGCGCAAACUUCGCUGGCAGCUCUCGUGCAAGAAGCAUAUGCUAUUACCCCUCGAUCUACACCUGAAAGCAGUUGGAGAGAUGUUGCCGAAGAGGCGGUUUGGCAAGAUACCACCACUCGAUUGCAGUACUCUCCUUGUAGAUGGCGACCUUGUAACGCUGUGAUGAACUCGGUAGCCCGUCUUGAACGACAUCUGAAAGAACAUGUAGAGAAUAUGGACGAUUGUGAAGUGGUCAAUUGUCAGUGGCAUGGCUGCGGGCGUUCUGAAACUUCCAAAGCCGACUUACUUGCGCAUGUCAUACACCAUGUACGAUCAUCCCUUGCAUGUCCCUAUGAAGGCUGCGAGAAUACCUUUCGGACGUUGCGACAGCUUUCCCGUCACUGCUUAGAACAGCAUAGUAACGGCACACUAAAGCCCUCCGCCGACCCAUCAGUUCCCUCCCAUCCGACAACACCUCCUGAGUGUCCCGAAGUCCUUCCCUCCUAUAUGGUGGUUGCUAGGCAUGUAUCCCACCACCCAAUGACACGUGAACGACAUCAAUCGGCCAGCGCAGCGGUUCUGAAGAGAAUCAUGCCCCGAACACAUGACGUUUACGGGCUGAAGCGAAGCCAGUUGAAGCGACGAGACGCGCAGACAACACCUCCUCUAGAGGAUGACUAUGAUUUCGUUGCGUACCGAGCUUCACCGUCUUGCAGACCAUCGUGCGCAGCCAAAAUACGGCACUUGCCCGAUCUCAGGUCAAGCGAAAUUUCGACAAUGGUCCACAACGGACUGACAUUAUGGAGAGGGGAUGCCCCGUUACCCAAUCAAGAAGAAGUCACAGAGAUAACUCCGCAGACGAUGAAGCAGAAUUCGGAGGUUGAGGUUGAGAAAAAUAUGUAA
Molecule: messenger RNA, 3101 nt
Organism: Marasmius oreades (fairy-ring Marasmius)
Lineage: Eukaryota; Fungi; Basidiomycota; Agaricomycetes; Agaricales; Marasmiaceae
Exons: 13
Coding region: 75-3101 (1008 amino acids)
Source: RefSeq, a predicted model, not a curated record